UAAAACAAAGGAAAAUUAAGCACUCUCCAAGUUGAGGCGGUUUCAGACACCUAACUGAACUGACCACUUUUCCGACAUUUGUGCUCUCUCCUCUCUUUCUCCUUUCUCUAUCCUCUCCCGAACUCUUCUAUUCAUUUUUACCAAGACACAAUUAAAUACUCCUCACCAAGUUUUACACCACUCUCCUCGUCCAAACCCAACAAAUAUCAAACCUAUCUCGAUCAGCUUCCUCACUCGAAUCCUUCUUUCCUAACAUUUAUCCCUCCAAAAACACCAAACCCUUCUCAGUUAAUUUCAUAGAAAAUCAUGAAUGCUUUUGAUCAAUCUCAGAGACAAGACUCCUUGAAAAGAAGAUGGCAAGAGAGCAGAGUACAGCUUGGUGGUGGUGGUGCAAUUACUCCAACUUCUUCUCAUUUGAACAGAAACCCUAAUGGCAGUAGUCUCCAUGGCUUCCCAGGACUUCUUGACGACGAUCUUGUUUCCACCGUGGUCCCUCCGGUCACCGUUGUGCUUGAAGGCCGUUCGAUCUGCCAGCGCAUUUGCCUCCAGAAACAUGCAAGCUACCAAAGUCUUGCCAAGGCCCUCCGACAGAUGUUCGUGGAUAGUGGCGAUGUGGGAACCAUUAACGAGAAGGAUCUUGAUCUUUCAAAUGCUGUUCCUGGUCAUGUUAUUGCUUAUGAAGACAUGGAAGAUGAUCUUCUUCUUGCCGGUGACCUCAAUUGGAAGGAUUUUGUACGUGUUGCGAAGAGAAUUCGGAUACUCCCAGCCAAGGGAAAUUCAAGGAGGGGAAGAAGGGGAACAUAGAGCUAGCAUAUAUAUGCUGGAAUUUGGCAUUUUGCAGACGUUUUGUUGGCAAGAAAGUCAAGGAAGUUAUGCAAGUAAUAAACAAGGAACUUGAUCGUUCAAAGAAGAAGAAAAAAAAAAAAAAAAAAAAAAAACAAGGAACUUGUGUCUCAUGAAAGCAUGGAUUAAUGUCAUACAUAGCUAGCUACCUUUUAAUGGAAUCAUAUGUACUUUUCCCACUGAAAUGUGAAGCAUUUUCACUGUUUUUCUUUUGUUUUGUUUUUCUUAUAUGAAUAAAGUUUUUUCCCAUAUCAA
Messenger RNA from Malus domestica (apple), 1098 nucleotides. Its product is annotated as auxin-responsive protein IAA33. Gene Ontology annotation, molecular function: protein binding. The record is from RefSeq and is a predicted model, not a curated record. Gene Ontology annotation, cellular component: nucleus. NCBI's taxonomy places the organism in Eukaryota, Viridiplantae, Streptophyta, Magnoliopsida, Rosales, Rosaceae. Gene Ontology annotation, biological process: regulation of DNA-templated transcription.